This is a messenger RNA of Thermochaetoides thermophila DSM 1495, 1326 nucleotides long. RefSeq lists its product as uncharacterized. The record is from RefSeq and is a predicted model, not a curated record. The transcript is spliced from 4 exons. Gene Ontology annotation, molecular function: dioxygenase activity. Bases 1 to 1326 code for a protein of 441 amino acids. Lineage: Eukaryota; Fungi; Ascomycota; Sordariomycetes; Sordariales; Chaetomiaceae.
AUGUCGCCCCCGGAGCUUUCGAUGGAUUUACCAGUUAUUGAUCUGGAUGUUUUUCUCAACAACCCAAUCGACUCCCCCGAAGUCCAGGCUGAAUGCAAGAAGGCUGCCGACGCUCUGAUCACCUACGGUGCCCUGGUGCUCCACGACUCGCGCGUGUCAGAGCAAGAUAACGAGACUUUUCUUGAUCUUCUCGAGGACUACUUCGCCCAGCCCGAGGAGGUUCUCAAAAAAGAUGAGCGUCCGGAAUUGAGCUAUCAGGUCGGUGUGACGCUCGAAAACACCGAGAAGCCCAAGUGUGCUGUGGACGAGCCAUGCCUCAAUGUUAUCCGUCGCUUGGCCCCCUCUGAGAGGCCGCUCGACAUCUCGGGUCACCAGCCAGACCCUAAGUGCCGCUUCUUCUGGAGGAUGGGUGAGACUGCUCCGAACACUCAGUUCCCAUCUCUCAAUGCCGACAAUAUCGUGCCCCAGGCCCCUCACAUUAAGGAGCGCUGGACGCCAGCCAUGAAUAAGUGGGGAACGUCGAUGAAGAAUGCCGUUGAGGGCCUUGCUAGAAUGGCCGCAGUGGGCAUGGGCCUGGAUGCCAAUACGUUUGUGGAUGCUGGUAGAUAUGGACCUCAUCUUCUGGCUCCAACUGCCUCUGACCUGGUCAAAUACGGCGCCAAGGACACGAUCUUAGCCGGCUUCCAUACCGAUCUCAACUUCCUCACCAUCCACGGCCGUUCUCGCUACCCGGGCCUGCACAUUUGGGCUCGCAAUACUGGCAAACGUAUUGCCGUCAAGAUCCCUGCGGGCCGUAACUACCUGCUGGUUCAAGCAGGCAAGCAGCUCGAGUACCUUUCUGGUGGUCUCGUCAAGGCAGGCUACCAUGAGGUAGUUGUUAACGAGAGGACACUGGAGACAAUUGCGAUGCGCAAGGAGAAGUUCCCUGAUCGGCCGCUGAUCCGUAUCUCGUCCACGUUCUUUUGGCACUUGUCGUCGGACUUUGACCUGGCGCCGAUUCCGUCCCUAGCAGCGAAGGCAAAGGAGGUUAGACAGAAGAUGAUUGAACUUGGGUGGGAUGAGGGUGAGGAGGUGAGCUACCCGCCUAUCAAGGUGGGCGAGCAGGUUCAGAAUGAGCUGAAGCAUAUUGCCCUGAUGUGGUGGGACAUUUCGUCUAUGCUUGAGUGUUUCUUGGGGUAUCUCAAGUGGAACUUCAUUGACCACUUUGGGGCCACCGAGCGCUUCGCCUUUAUGGCAGACUGCAAGCAGUUUAAGGCUGAGCCGGGCCGUCUGGAGAAACUGAAACUGAACGGCCGCAAGAUCAAAGAGUUCACCGUUACUGAGUAG